AUGCUGGUGGCCUUCAAAAUCCUUAGCGCCAUCUAUCCGGUUCUCUAUUCCCGGCGAGAGUUGGAACACUUGGGCGUGGGUGAGCAUAGUGCUGCUUGGGCGGAGACCUUGAAGAACGUCACCAGCCUUUGGCAUCAGCUCAGCCUGGCGUGCUUCUUGAAGGAGGAGCAUGUCUUGGAGGUGCAAGGCUUGGAUGCCUGGAUGCAUUUGCAGUUCCAGUGGCUGGCUCUGAGGAUUCUGGCCUUGUUGGCGCUGGUGCCCCUGGCGGUGUGUCCAUUGCACUGGACACACGGGGGGAGCCGCGAGGUGUUUUCGAGGCUCAACUUGGCGGUGAGUGAGGAUCGCUCUUAUGUACUUUGGCUCCAUGUGGCAGUGGUUUGGGGCGUGAUCAUGCUCACCACUCGACAGCUGCAGAUGGCCAUGAAGACCUUUGUGCCUGUGCGCUACCGCUUCCUCAGUGCUAUGCGCUUCCCUCAAGCGACCACCGUGCUGGUGGAGGGCCUUCCGGACUCCUUAUGCUCCGACCUGCGUUUGCACUCCUAUUUUUCCAACCUCUUCGGAGAAAAUGCGGUGGUCCGCUGCUAUGUGGUGCGGAACGCCAAGCUGUUGUCCAAGAAGCUGGAUCGACUGCGGAAAGCGCAGCGGGCCUUGGAAAGAGCGACCCGAAGCGAAGGGGAGGCCUCGCCUUCCUCUCCCAUGGUGCAAUUCCGCCUCGAAGCGCUGAAGGAUAUCACGGAGGAAGUGGCUGCGGAGCGCAUACGCCUGGGGCGCUUGUCUCAUGCCUUGGAUCCAGAUGUGUGCACCAGCACUGGCUUUGUGACCUUCAGCACGCGCUUGGACAUGCGCCUGGCCGCCCGGGAGCAGUUGGGUACGGAGUCCUUCGCACUGCAGCUGCAAGCGGCUCCCGAUGUGGAGGAUGUGAACUACGAGAGCCUCCUGGUCCGACCCAGCUUCACACAGCAGCGUUUGGGGUACUUGAGCGUCUUCAGCGUCUUUGUGGCCUUUCUGCCGGCGGUGGUCUUCUUGUCAACGUUGAUGAGCCUGAAGUCCUGGGAGCAGAUCUUCCCAGUGAUCCAACGCUGGCGGCGCGUGGUGCCCAUCGUCAUGGAGAUGUUGGAAGGCGUACUGGCCACACUGAGCUUGAAACUGAUGUUGGCCUUCAUCCCUGCGAUUCUCCUGAAGUUGGUUCGAUCAUUUUGGAAGCCGGUAUCGAAAUCCUCCGCACAGCUGCAGCUGCAGAAGACUUACUUUGCUUUCUUGGUGAUCUUUGUUCUAUUGGUCACCUCCUUCGCACAAGGAUUGAUCACCACCUUGUUAUAUGUGGCACAGCAGCCCACUGCGAUCAUCCCGCUUUUGGCCAAGUCCUUGCCCUUGACCUCCAGGUUCUACGUGAACUACAUCGUGCUCGGCUGGGUGUCCUGCUUCUGCGAGCUCCUUCGCCCAGCGCCACUAGUGAUGUACUUGAGCCUGCACGAGUUCUUCUCGGAGCAGGACGCACUGGCACGUGCAGAGGAAGACUCGGUGAUGAUGGGCACGCGAGUGGCACGAUCGACCUUCAUGUUGGUGAUCGCACUGGUCUUUUGCUCCAUUUGCCCUUUGGUUCUCUUGGUGGCAGCUGUGUACUUCUUGGUGGAACGCCUUUCACACGGCUAUUUGAUGCUCUCCGCGGAGCCGCGCGCGGGGGAUUCCGGGGGCGAGCUCUUCGUCCAAGCGCUCAAGCAGAUCCAUACGGGGCUUCUCAUUUAUGUGCUCUUGAUGAUUGGAGUUUUGAGCCCAAGGGGCUGGCAGUUCGGCGUGCUGUUGACGCCGAACCUCUUCCUGGUGAUGUGGUCUGUCCUGAGCCUGGACAGCUACCUGUGGCCGUGCUUGCCCUUGGACCAAGUGAUGAACUUGGAUGACAACGACCCCUGCAGUGAGCAUCGGGCAGAGCUCGUGUAUGAACAGCUGGAGUGUCGAGAAGAACAACGGGUCCCGCAGAUUGUGGUGUCCCGUGCCUCCCUCGCCACCUCAACCGCAGCACCCACAGCACCUGCAGCAUCUGCAGCACCUCCGCCACCUGCGGCACCUGCGGCACGUGCGGCACCUGCGGCAGAACCGGCGACCACACCGGUGCCGCCUUCGCGCGGGGCAAGCUCCAAGCCACCGGAGGAGACUGGCACUUCAGUCCAAGAGGAGGAGGAGGAAUAUGAGUUCUGA
Molecule: messenger RNA, 2196 nt
Organism: Durusdinium trenchii
Lineage: Eukaryota; Dinophyceae; Suessiales; Symbiodiniaceae
Source: the annotation of a GenBank genome assembly